Synchytrium microbalum is the source of this 1740-nucleotide messenger RNA. RefSeq lists its product as uncharacterized. The record is from RefSeq and is a predicted model, not a curated record. The transcript has 5 exons. The coding region runs from base 1 to 1740 and encodes 579 amino acids. Gene Ontology annotation, molecular function: hydrolase activity, hydrolyzing O-glycosyl compounds. NCBI's taxonomy places the organism in Eukaryota, Fungi, Chytridiomycota, Chytridiomycetes, Synchytriales, Synchytriaceae.
AUGUACCCGGAUGGCAUUGCAGCCACUCUAAAGCUGCUAAAUACUCGUAAUAUAGCAGUGACAUUCCUGAUCUCUACCCUCAUACUCGCCAAUCCAAUCUCGACAUCAAAUCCACAACCUCAGCAUCUUUCUGCUCAAUUGAGACAAUCACCACACUCAUAUACCAAUAGUCCACCACUACCAAAUGCAAACUCGAAUCGUGAUCAACUCGUAUUGGGUGCACAACAACAACUACCACUACAAGAACCUGUAUUUUCAUGGCCAUCAAGUCCUAAUAAACCAACUGAAAUCACCACCAUUGCGGGUGUAGAUACUGAUACUCAUUCGUUUAUUGAUGUAAAGGGACGUACAAGGCUGUUUCGGGGUGUAAAUGUCGUAUACAAGGUUCACCCUUGGCAUCCAUUGACUGCAAACUGGGACCCACAAUUCUCAUUCAGUCAUGAGGACAUUCAACUCUUGUCGGAUCUCAACAUCAACGUCAUUCGUUUGGGAAUCCAAUGGCCUGGUGUAGAGCCGGUCCGUGGUGAAUACAAUCAAACCUACUUGGAUGUAAUCAAGGGUAUCAUUCAAGCUUGCUCCAACAAGGGUAUCUAUAUUCUAGCAGACUUCCAUCAAGACUCUUUAUCAGAAAAGUUCUGCGGUGAAGGACUGCCACUAUGGGCUGCAGACCCAUCCUAUAAAGAUACAGACAAGUCAGGCUUCCCAUUCCCACUCGAGAAUCGACCAUGGAAGACAGACGAGAAUGGCAUCCCAUCAACUGAAGAUUGUGCCAAACACAACUGGCCCGAUUAUCAAACGACAGUCUCUGGCUCACAAGCAUAUCAGAAUCUCUAUGAUGACAAGGACGGUAUACGAACAGCUUUUGGUCUCUUUUGGCGAAAAGUAGCCUCGGAACUAUUAGAAUUCGACAACAUACUAGGAUAUGAUCUCAUAAACGAACCAUUUGCCGGUGCUAUAUACAAGAAUCCAGCUUUAUUAGUACCCGGUGCAGCAGACCGUAUAAAUCUGCAACCAUUCUACAACUCUAUAAGUGAUGCCAUCCGUACCGUCGACGAUAAGGGAAUAAUCUUUUUCGAGUCAGUCACUUGGGAUAAUGUCCGUGUAGGGUUUAGCGAUGUGCCUGGUGGAGAAGCAUAUCGUAACCGUACUGCACUCUCAUAUCACCAUUACUAUCCAGUACCAAACCUCCAGAAACUUGAACCGACUAUCCGGGAACGACUGAGGGAUGUAGAUCGUUUAAAGACUGGAAUGAUGUUGACCGAGUUUGAUAUCGCUUAUACGAAUAAUGGUGUUGAACGAGUUGAUACGCUCGUGGAAGCAUUGGAUGUGGCAGACAAGUAUUUCCAGUCAUGGACUGGUUGGGAGCUCAAGCCUUUCUAUCCUAUGACCGGAUUUGGCGACUCUCUUAUUGACCCUGUAACAGGUGAGAUUCGAUGGCCGAUGGUACGAGUAUAUUCUCGUACUUUUGCUCAUGCUGUGGCUGGUAAACUGGUCUUGCACAAAUUUGACAUGAAGACUGCCAAGUUUGAGCUCAAGUAUGAGAUUACUGCUCUUGAUGCUAGUACUGAAAUUCGUCUUGAAAAGAGAGUACAUUAUCCAAAUGGCUAUGCAGUCCGCGUCUCUCCUGCUUCAAAGGCUACUUGGUCUGUUAGGCCUGGAAACUACAAUUUGAUUGAAGUCAAGCACACACCUCGUGCUCAAGUUGGAGAUACCAUUGAGGUGGCGAUUGUUGCUCUUUGA